Messenger RNA from Drosophila obscura, 5059 nucleotides. RefSeq names its product serine/threonine-protein phosphatase 6 regulatory subunit 3 (gene fmt). Gene Ontology annotation, cellular component: nucleus; cytosol. Bases 493 to 3528 code for a protein of 1011 amino acids. The transcript is spliced from 11 exons. Lineage: Eukaryota; Metazoa; Arthropoda; Insecta; Diptera; Drosophilidae. The record is from RefSeq and is a predicted model, not a curated record. Gene Ontology annotation, molecular function: protein phosphatase regulator activity; protein phosphatase binding.
UGUUUAGUUCAGAACCCUGUGUCAAACACACACAAAAAUUAAGAAAUCAAUUUAAAUUCUUUAAAUUCAUCAAAAUUAAUUCAGUUUCAUGAACACCCAUACUUAUUCGAUAGCAUUCGAUAACGCUGGUGCAGUCGAUAUUAUUAUAUCGAAUGUUUUGCACACAAAAGCAGAGAAGAAAAUUUUAGCGUGGUUUUUUCGGACGAAAAACAAUCUAAACUGCAGUAAAUCGUGAUAGAAAGUCAAACAUACUCGUAAUUGUGGCCGCAGCGAUACCCCGCACAAAUCGAAAGCAGCCAACAAGCCAAAAAUCAUCCUUGCGUUAAAUUAUAGUUGCUCAGUGUAUGCUACGUUACAAUAAAUUCUUCGGGCAAAAUAUAUCCAAGAGAGUAGUGAAGCUCGCAAAGCAAAACAAAAGCUAACAAGCUUCCGAAAUAAAAUUCUUGUUCCCCCCCGCCUGAAAGUGUCACCGCCAAGACGUUCGUGCGAAAAAUGUUUUGGGACAAGGGUUAUGCGCCCUCAGCGAAUAUAGAGGCGUUACUAGAGAAGGAGAAUUCAAAGCUGGAGGAAUUUCUAGAUGAGGAGGACAUACUGCAAGAGUGCAAAACGCAAAAGAAAACUCUCGUGAACUAUUUUACACGUGCCGAUGUGAUCAGGCGUCUGGUUGAGCUAAUCACAACUGAACCUUCUGAUGAUCUGCCCAUGGUACAGCGUUUUCGCUACGCAAACAUGUCCUGUGAGAUACUCACACUCGGCCUACCGUCCCUUGAUGAGAAGCUUCUGUCCGAUGCGGACACAAUCCAGCAGCUGUAUUCAUAUCUGGAAAAGGAACCACCGUUAAAUCCAUUGCUGUCGUCGUUUUUUAGCAAAACGUUUAGCAUGCUCUUUACCAAAAAGCCUGAACAAGAUUGGUUUUCGUAUCAACACAUGUGCCUACAACUCCUGGAGUAUAUUAAAUCGCAGAAGACCUUUUUGGAUUUCAUUUGCAAACACUUUGACACACCGGUCAUACCUGAUCUAAUAAUGCAAAUGAUGAAGGACAUCGAGGGUGGUCAACUCAAGCGAAACCUAUUCGAAUGGCUAACUGAAGAUAAAAUUGUGGAGAGACUGAUUGCAAUAUUGCGUAAUCCUCAAGAAACCGAUAAACAUGCAAAUGUUGCCGACUUUUUCUGUGAUCUUAUUAACCAAGGGCGCCUAAUGCGUCAAACCGAGCAGGAGAACGAUUCAUUUGAGCCGGCCUUUGAUGGCUCGAAUCCCAUAUUGAAAACCAUUGAAUCUGCUGAUACAAUUGAAGCCUUGUUAAAUGUGAUUUUGGAACCAAACGCUCAAGAGAGCGCCAUCUUAUCAGGAAUAUCGGUUGUACUUACGCUUAUCAAGCCAAUUACAUUCACAGAUGAGCCCAAUUCUGAUCGUCAGCGUUUGCUGCAGAAGCGAGAACGAGAAUUCCAUCAGGAAGUGCAGGAGACUGUGAUCACUGUGAUGGCACCACGCCUACAAGAAUUCGUUCAUGUGCUCAAGAACCCGCCUGCGAAAUCCACAAUUGAGACCACAGCGGCUGUGUUGACGCCCCCCUUUGGCAAGACACGUCUUCAAGUGUGUCGUGUGUUCACUGCCCUGCUGGAGACCAAACACGAGAGCAUUCAACAGGCGAUCUGCGCAACGGAAUACUUUAGUUUGCUGCUGGAGUAUUUCAAACAGUAUUGCUGGAACAACUUUUUGCACACCGAAACGGAAAAGGCCCUCCACAUGGUGUUCUACAAUGAGCUGUCCAACAACAAUACGGCGUCUACGGAGGCCACCGACUUCUUCACCGCCGAUUGCCUGAUCAACGCCUUUCUGAAGGUCACCGAGGAGGAGUUUGACGUUGAGUUAAAGAAUGCCUUGAACGACUAUAAGCGGGAGGAGGGUGAGAACAAUCCGGAUCAGGAUGGUGACAUCGAAAUCGAAGUGGCAGCUGCGCAGGAAGCGGCAGUCCAGGUCGAUGAUCAGACACCAGCCACCAUCCAGGAAGCUAAGCAGGAGCAACCAGAAGAACCAGAACCGCAGAAAACUGUAGUGCCCGCCGAUGAGGAAGCAGCGGCGUCAACCGUGCAGGAGAAUCAUGUGGAGAACAAUUUGGGGGAUGAUGGAGGGGAGCUGCCGCUUGCAGCAGAUCAGCCGGAGAGCGAACCAACGCUCAAUGAUCUGGACAAGACCAAGGAAGCGCCCAAUGCCCUGCCCUCAGAGAUGCAAACGCAUUUGAUUGUAAACUGUCACUUGGUCUCCAAGUUGAUUGACUUUUGGCAGCACAAUGCGCAGGCGCAAUCUGUGGAAAAGGGACGUCGACUGGGCUACAUGGGGCAUCUCAUCAAAAUUCUUCGUCAUAUUACAAAUUGUAUAUCUGAAUCUGAACAUAUCGCUGCCUUGAUGGUCACCAGCCUCAGGGACGAGGCCGAGCAGCAGCUCUGGCAGUCGCUCAUCGAUGCGGAAACUGGCGAAUUCACGCUUGCAGCGAAGCAGCAGAACCAGAUGUUGGCCAACUGCAAUCCGCACGAAGAUCACGAUUACAAUGCGGGCGGCUCGAAGGACUAUCUGGGCGAGACCAACAGCUGGGACAUUGGAACGCUGUCGUACAGCAAUAUGGGAUACAGUGAUCUGGACAACACGUUGCAGGACAUUGUCUUUACCAUGGACAAUGAUCAGAAUCUAUUUCAAUUCGGUCGCAACAUCGACGACGAGGAUGAUGACGAAGACGAGCAGGGCACCCAUUCGGGCGCCGGCGAUGGCCAUGGCCACGGCAUGUUCACAAAGAACUCGAUCACGCUGAGCAAUCUGGCCGAUCCCUGGGACAUGGAUGUACAAUUCUCGGACAUUCCCGGUGCAUCUGCACAGGUCAACACUGGCACCGAGAACUGGGGAACGGAAUUCAAUACGCAUAACUUUGCCGACUUCGAUGCGCACUUUAGCACCUUUGGCAGCGACCUGGGGAUGCCCACAUCACGGCCGCCCGUGGACGUGGAUGAGGAAUCGCAAUCAGUGCCGGAGGUUCUGGCACCCACUCCGGCUUUGAUCGGUGAUGAGAAAGAAUCACACGCGCACAAUGAUGACGAUGAUGAUGAGCCCAUGAGCCCCAAAACUGUCCCAGAUAAUGCUUCCAGCGACGAUCAACAGGCUGAGUAUGACAAUAACGCCAAUGUGGAGAAGGCCUCCAGCGAUAAGCUAGCGAGCGAGGCGAGCGUGGUGGAGGCCACAUCGAUUGUUACGCGACUGCAGUCGGUGCUGUUGGAUGGCGAGGAUGAUUACGAGGACGAUGAGGGCAUGUGGACCAAGCCCUUGGGUGGCGAUCGCCAAACGGAGGAGCAUACCACGCCCAUUUCGAAUGGACCCACCAGCAAAGUGAACGAAUUCAAUCAUGCCAAUGACAACAGCAGCAGUAACAAUGUGGAUGCCCAUGAGGACAGCAACAUCACAACAGCGGAGCAACAGAAGCUGACGGCCGCCAGUGCCAACAAGACGAACAAUGUUGAGAUUGCAACACACACCACAUAGAUACGUUCACUCACCACACACCCAAAUAAACACGCACUCAUCAUCAAAUCUGCAAUUUGUAUAGCAUAAAAUGUGUCGACGACAAUUUGUAAAAAUGCCUUUGAUUUGCUCUUUGGUCAUUUCGUAUACAUACAUACAAACAUAAUCAUGCAUAUGCAACAUAUUUAUAUGAAUAUAUACCACAUACUACUACUUAUACGUACAUGCAUAGACACGUCUAUAUAUAUAUAUAUAUAUACCUAUGUAUAUAUAUUAUAUACACAACAAAAACAGGCUGCAAAAGUACAAGAAACGAUUUGUGCAUUAGCAAAAGGCCGAAACCCGCCCAAAACAAAACCAAAAUGGAAAUGAAAAUGGAAAAAAAGAAAAAAAAAACUGUUUUAAAAGUGAAUGAAAACGUUUAUUGUUGAAUCCUUCUGCUCCUCGCUCGUAUUGCCAAUUAUUUUUUUUAAUUUGUAACUUCUUUCACGCUUCCUAAUUAAGUGAAUUGUAUUUUGUUUGUACUUGUAAUUGUACUUGUAUUAGUCUGUCGUCUUAGUGCUUCUACUUUCAAUACUCUCAAUGUGUUAGGCAACGAAUGAGCAUUACUUAAAGUACCAAAAUUCACCAUGCAACAACUAAUGUCGUAUGAAUAGUUUUGUAUUUGUAUUUCGUGGAUAAUCUAUACAUACAUACAUAUAAUAUAUAUAUAUAUUUACACACCAACACCUACACACAAAUACACAUCUGUAUUGUUGAAUAUUCGUGGGUGAGAACUUGUGCGAGCGAAUAUUUUAUUGAAUGAAAACGAAACGAAGCACAAGCAAUGCCAAAAUACCAAAACAUUCAAUACACCAUACGCUCACACUCACUCACACACACUCACACACAUACACACACUCACCACAUGCUGCAAGCACAAAAAAGUACGCAUUAUGUAUUAAUGAGGUAUAUGACUACAUACAUAUAUACUUAUGUCUUUUGCCAUUAUGACUUUGUUUCUAUACAAAUCGGUAUAACCAAAAAAUAUUCUUUGUCGAAAGUACAAAAAUCACACUGAAAGAAACUACAAAAUGAGAUGAGAGAAUAAGAAACAGAAGCAAUAGAAAUAACUGAAAAAACCAGAAAACAAAAGAAGCAAAGAAACAGCAAGCAUUUGUCUGAAUAUGGAACAAUGUACACCCCCGAUAUAUACACACACACUACAACCUCUACAAGCAACCUCCUCCCUAGCACCUGCCUAUAGAUUCGAUGUUUUAUUCGCCUACCUUCCUCCACCCAGAAAACGAGAAUUUCAAAUGAAGACUUUCCAAGAAGACAUUUUAAAUUUACAUUUACUUACUUUUGUGUAUUGUUUUUAUUUAUAUUUCUAUUCAAGUUGUCGCUGGAAAAUGUUUAUGCGAAUCAAAAACAAAAUACAGAGAAGAAAAACUAAAAAAAAAACAAAAACAAAUGAAAAUGAAGAAAUACAAAUAUGCCAUCUUUCGCUUCCAAAUAAUUAAAUCUUAAUUAUGUUUAAAAAUAAAAACAAAAAACUACUUUAAAAGUAAAA